UUCAAAGCUAGGACUCUCACGUCUGGUUUUAAAUGCCCAACAAGGCAUAAAAUUAAAAAAAAACACAUUUAUUUCAUUUCUUUUUGCUGUUAAGUGUCCAAAACAGGUCUGCAUUGUGAAGUAGGGUUUGAAGAAGAAUAGAAGACGAGCUUAAGAAGUCAAAAUAGAGCCAUCAAUGUCAAGUUCAAUUCCAACUCCAACUCCAGGGGCGAGGCCAUCUAGAAAAGACCCAACAUGGAAGUAUGGAAUAUCGGGGAAUAAAAAGGGUGAGGUCACUUGUACUGAAUGUGGUAAAUGGAUGAUAGGGGGCAUCAAUAAAUUAAAAUACCACAUUGCAAAAAUAAUUGGACAAAAUUUGGAGAUAUGUCUUGCAUCAACUCCGGAGAUGUUUAGAGAGAUGAAAGCCCUUCUUGCUGGCUUUGAGAUGAGAAAAGAAGAAAAGCAAAAAACCAAAGAAGUCAUAGCAGCAGCAUUAUCCAGUCCUACAACAUUAGAUGCCCUUGGUGGCCCAAGUCCAAGACAACAUUCAUCUUUUGGUAAGAGUCCCGAGGUUUCUUUUUCUACUGCUAGUCAGAUUCCUCCUUUAUUGGGACCAAAUUAUUUUAUUCCACAGAAUGUUUCAGGAGCACGACCUUCACUUGAAGGUACCGGAUGGAAUAAAGAAAAACAUCACGAAGCUAGGAUGGCAGCAACAAAUUUUUGGUACUACAAUAAUUUACCUUUCAAUGCAGCAAACAACCCAUAUUUGGAAGGAUUGAUAAAUGCAUUCACAGUUAUAGGCAAGGAGUUUAAGGCCCCAACAGCUAAAGACUUGAGUGGGCCAUUGCUACAGGAAGUCAUAAAAAUUACACAAGUUGUGAUUUAUGACCAAAUUUUUUUUUGGAGGAGCAAAGGAUGUAGCAUUUUAUCAGAUGAAUCAUGACUUGACAGAUGGAGGGAAUAAGACUCUCCUAAUGGUGCUUUGUUCUUCCUGACAUCUAUAGAUGCCUCCAAUGAAAUAAAAAAUGCUGAGACUUCGUGCAAUUUAUUAGAUGAGGUGGUCCAGGAGGUUGUUGUUGACAAUGUUGUCCAAAUCAUCAUGGACAACGCAGCUGCGUAUGUAGCUGCAGGUAGAAUGCUUAUGGAGAGGCAUCCUACAAUUUCAUGGAGUCCUUGUGUUGCAGAUUGCUUGCACUUGUUGUUGGACAUUGGGAAGAUUGGAUGGGUGAAAAGUGUGGUUGAAAUACAAAAAAUGUUACCAAAUUUAUAUACAACCAUACUUGGGUUCUUUCUUUGAUGAGAAAACACACUAAUGGCAAGGACUUUGUGCGACCACGAGUGACACGAUUUGCUAGCCAUUUCUUCACAUUGCAAAGCAUUCUUGGUGCCAUUCCUCACAUCCGAAACAAAUGUUUGUGUUUGAUGCUUGGUUGGAGUUUGCAUUUUCCAAAAAAAUUGUAGCGGAGAAGAUUGUAAGUGUUGUCUUUGAUGACACAUUCAACAAAAAUGGAGAGGAGUUGA
Molecule: messenger RNA, 1500 nt
Organism: Cryptomeria japonica (Japanese cedar)
Lineage: Eukaryota; Viridiplantae; Streptophyta; Pinopsida; Cupressales; Cupressaceae
Exons: 2
Coding region: 176-922 (248 amino acids)
Source: RefSeq, a predicted model, not a curated record